Molecule: messenger RNA, 2460 nt
Organism: Trypanosoma cruzi
Lineage: Eukaryota; Euglenozoa; Kinetoplastea; Trypanosomatida; Trypanosomatidae
Exons: 1
Coding region: 1-2460 (819 amino acids)
Source: RefSeq, a predicted model, not a curated record
AUGAACCAGAGCCAGGCCACGCUGUCAGCCGUAACCGAUGGACGACAGCGUGAGAAAGACGCUGUCAGCGAUCCCCCACAGCCGCUAGAAGGCGAAACGGAAACCCCGACAGAGAACUAUGAUCCCAAUCACCACCAAAGUUAUUAUUAUUACGAGCCUUCUGAUGGAAACUACUAUUAUUAUUCCCCACAAGACGGGAUAGCAAACGAGGUGGUCCAAGACUCAGGUGAGAUUCCUGUUACCGCGGAAAAUCUCAUUCGUUCCUAUGAAUUUGAGGAUUGGGAACCACAGUCGUACAAUUGGUUCGCUGACAUAGUUUUAGGUAUUUUUAUGUCAUUAGAGUUCCGACUGUAUUUUUUCUUCCUACUUUACUGCGCUGGGAGUUUGCUUUUUGUUCUCUCCCUAAACUGGACGUUUGAGGUGCUUUUUAGGAUGCAUGUCUCGUCAUCUGGUACACAAUUUGACCCUUCAUUUCUAUUGGGCUUUUUUGUCAUGUUUCUGUUCUUGAGCUUUACUUUGGUAACGUUUUUCUGUACUUGGAUGGAUAUGCUUCGGGGCCUAAAACAGGUGGGACGCGAAGACAUUAUCUUUUGGGGAAUGUCGCAUUAUUCUGGAAAAAGGCCACCCUAUGUUAUCUACUUUGUAAUUGUUAUUGCAACAACUUUACUUCCGUUUCUAUGGGGCGUCAUUGCAUCUGCCUCAGCCGGACAGUCAAUUUUAUUUUUUGCUCAGUUGUAUUCAUUUAUUUCAAUCAUUGUUAGCAUGUUUCUCAUUCUGCUUUGUUACGUUUGGUUUUAUUGGUGCGCACUGAAAUGCAAGUGCAUGGCGUUUAAGAGACGUAUGGAACGGGACGAAUUUAUCCUAUGGGAAAAGGCUUCAAAACAUAAUGGUUUGCGAACCGUAACAAAACGCUGGUAUCAUGCCUCGACCGUUUUGGAGGAGUUUGGCCUAGAUGGGGAAAGUUUGCGUUGGAAUGCAAUUGUAUUUACCUUUGGCUACGUGCCGCUACUCAGCCUUUACAUGGCUCAGGCACUGCGAAGUUACAUUGGUAACUCGCAGGUUACGUGGGGUGCCAUCUUUAGUAUUACACUCACAUGUGUCUAUGUCGUUUCGUGGAUGACACUGCUUCGUCGGAAGGCUCAAUGGUAUGUGUAUGUAUCUUUAUUUCUCGUCUCGAUUUUGGUAUUGGUUGGUGUGGUGUGUGGUGGCCUGUUGGCCUCCAAAGAGUUAGUGCUUGUGAUUAUUGUCUUGUUUAUUACCUCACAUGGCAUGCUUGCCCGAAAAAGGCCGCAUAAACUAACCAGAAAAGAACAAUGCGCUCUUUUUCAGCUUCCGUUGGAUCCAGAGAUACAACACGAUGCUCAGAGACGUAGUUUUGACACGCAUCUGCUCUGCUGCCGAGAUGCCAUCCUAGGCUGUCUGAAGUGUUUUGAUGUAAAGACCUUUUUUGGUUAUCGCCAUCCUGAUAUUGUCCGUGCAGAACGUCAAUAUGCGUCAUAUAAUGUUUCCAUCCUAACGGAUCAAAAAGUGCUUUUGUAUUGGUGGCUAAUUGUUAUGUUUGCGUUGGCCUUUGUCAUUGCUCUCGGGAACACCAUGGUGUAUCGCUUCAUAGGCAAUAUUGCUAUGAAGAGCAACCCCAUCGUUGGUGAAAAUUCAACGUUGCUUCUUUGUAAUAUAAGAUACAACAAAAAUGGUUCGGCGCCGCUCGGAAUUUAUGACCUAUCUCUUUUGGCUGCACUUUCCUACACUGUGGCGGGAUACGGCGACGCUGACUUUGUGAGUUGGUUUUCGCAGUAUCCUGAACUUAUCCGUCGGUAUCCCGUCCGCCUUCAGCCCAAUUGGGAUUAUGCGACGAGUGGUGUGGCCAUUCCGUUUUCGGACUACACAGAUUUGCAAAGUGACUACCACUUUGUGACAUUGAAUUCCAACAAUAGGGGAUUGUCUCUCAUGCGCAACGUGGAUGAGUGGGGGACCUCCAUGGCUGUUCAAUUAGCUGGGGUAAUAUCGCCUCUCAUCAGCAUUUGGCCUGAGGCUUAUCGAGCCAAAUUUGUUUACGGUGCCGCUUUUUUAUCAAGAUGGUUUCCAAGCAUUGAUGCUCUCAAAGAUGUCUCGGAGUAUAUUGAUGGCUUGAUUGCUGAUGGGAAAAAAGAUCGUAUUUUACUUAUCGGUGAUCAGUUUAACGGGGGAUACGCCAAAAUUCUUUCCUCCAGAUUGGGUUUGCCCUUUGUUGCAUUUAACCCCCCCGGGGCUAAAUACAAAUUGCCUUCAGUAGUCGAGGGAGUGCAGAUUUUUUUUACCCAUGGGAUUCUUUCCUACGUUGAUUCUCUUGAAGACACCUUGACCACCUUGUGUCUGGAGUGUGACGCUGAUUAUUCUUCUAUCCGCUGCAGUAGAAUUGAGACCACUAUUGAGGUGAUUAGCAACCUGUGUGGUGAUCCCUACGGACGAAGAAUGAAGUAG